CAUGCUCAUUCUAGUAUGUAGUGUAUGAUGUACUACCUCAGUAAUCCUUUGUCACAAACCAACACCACACAACCAGAAGAUCACGACAGUUGGUUCAAUAAAUUAGCUCUUAUUAUAGGCAUCACGGAUCUUGUUUGUCCUGCAUUUCACUUGUUUCAGGUUGGAGCGGGGCCCAUUUCUCUCCGUUUUCCCGGACCAAACUUUGGUCGGAAGCCGCAUCAACCCGUUUCGCUACCGAACGAAUUCACAGUCUUCUAUCUAAUCAACGACUAGCUUACUAUGAUGUAUGCCAUGUCAUUUCCUGCAUUGCCAUCCCCACCAUCAUGGUUCCCUGGACACAUGAACCGAUUUACGAAGCAGCUUCCUGCGCUACUGUCCCGUACAGAUGUUGUCCUGGAGCUCAGAGACUCCCGUCUGCCUCUUACUAGCAUUAACAAUAACUUAGAAGGUGCUAUCAACAAAUGGAGGGCCGAGCGGGGACAUCACACCCACGUCACUCCCCUUUCCUCCACUACAUCUAGGAUUUUGUCCCUAGGAUAUGGUGGCCCAAUUUGCGAGCGCAUCGUGGUCUUAAACAAGCGCGACUUCGUCCCUGAAUGGGGUGUUGAGCCCUUUAAGAAAGCCAUGAAGGCAAAAUUUCCUGAUCAAACGGUGCAUUUUGCUUCUUGUAACAAACCACGAGACAUAAGAUCCCUGAGCGAGAUGCUCGUAAAUAUAGCAAAGAGGAACCCUCACGCAACUGAGAUGAAUGUCCUGGUGGUUGGCAUGCCUAAUGUUGGCAAAUCAACAUUGUUGAAUUCCCUUCGUCAUAUGGGUAUUCCGGGUCGGACGCCAAAGGCACUACAGACAUCUGCACAGCCUGGUCAUACACGCGCUAUCUCGACCCGCCUUAAGCUCUCAGAAGACCCGCUCGUAUAUUCAUACGACUCGCCUGGUGUAAUGUUACCAUUUCUUGGGAGAGGUAAUCGAGGUGCAGAGCGAGGUGUCAAGCUUGCUCUCAUAGCCGGCAUCAAAGAGAGUUUAUACGACAUCGAAGCGCUUGUUGCAUACUUGCUGUAUAGACUGAACGUGUUAAAUCCUGUUUCGCCAGCAUAUUUGACAGUCCUCCCGCCUGGUUCACGUCCAUUUACAGAUGCCGGAGAUUUUUUGGAGCAACUUGCCAUACGGCUUAAUAUGUUGUUACGAGGGGGCGAGAAGGAUACUAUGAGAGCAGCAAAGUGGUUCGUAGAAUGGUGGCGAAACGAGGGCGGUCUUGUAUCUGCUUCUGUCCCAGAAAAUCUUCCGACGGGGUCGGAUGGAGCCCGUGCACCGUUACUGCGACGUGGAUGGGGUUUCGAUUUCGAAUGGACGGUGGACGCGUCUAUGGAUUCUACCGGCGGAGAUUUUGAAUCGGCGGUGCAGUUAAAAAUGGAAGAGUGCAUAGAUGAAUCGAUGAGGGCAGCGAGCGAGGACGAGCGGUCAGGAGUCGGGAUUAGUACAACCCAAGAGAGGAAACGUAGCUGGCAGGAGAAGCAGUCCAUGCGUGCUGCAAAAUCCAAAGCGAAGUUUGCUGCACGUAAAACUGCAUAAUUAUCCACGGUGUUUUCUACGGCACCCUGCAUUAGCGGUUUAUUUGUAGCCAUAUAUUGCAUUUAGCUGCGCGCAAUGACAACGCAUCUAAUGCGCCCUGUGAAAUCUCA
This is a messenger RNA of Suillus bovinus, 1679 nucleotides long. Its product is annotated as P-loop containing nucleoside triphosphate hydrolase protein. Gene Ontology annotation, molecular function: GTP binding; GTPase activity. The transcript has 7 exons. Gene Ontology annotation, cellular component: mitochondrion. Bases 280 to 1569 code for a protein of 429 amino acids. The record is from RefSeq and is a predicted model, not a curated record. NCBI's taxonomy places the organism in Eukaryota, Fungi, Basidiomycota, Agaricomycetes, Boletales, Suillaceae.